AUGACGAAUCCGCAUUAUCCGCCACCCUCCCCCCCAGGUCUAGAGUCCAGAUGGACCCUUCCGCUGAUUCAGGUAGUCCGAUCAGUUCAAGCGGAAAAAGUAGAUACAGUACGGUACUCUAAACCGACGAGCCAUAUUUUUUUCGUCCUUUGCUAUAGGGGCCUGGGGGGUUUAUUCCUACUUGUUCCGAUACUCCCCUAUACGAAUGUGCAAAAGAAGGCGAAGACGAGAGAAAAAAAAAGGACACCCUGGUGCAAUAUUUGUGUCUACUGA
Morchella sextelata is the source of this 273-nucleotide messenger RNA. RefSeq lists its product as uncharacterized. The coding region runs from base 1 to 273 and encodes 90 amino acids. The record is from RefSeq and is a predicted model, not a curated record. Lineage: Eukaryota; Fungi; Ascomycota; Pezizomycetes; Pezizales; Morchellaceae. The transcript has 5 exons.